UUCCGCGGCAGAGGCGGUCACCACGCGGCAGAUUACACAGAUUACAACCGAUUACAUUUGUACUCCAUCGCCGACAGUCGUUUCUUUUCUUGAGACGACUACCGCUCUCCCACCUUGUGUCCUCACCGUCGCGCGACCCGAGCUGGAGUACGCGCUCGACCGUCUUGGUGAACCGUCUAGGUCGCGAGAGGCCGCGUUGUCGGUACACGAAGAAACCGAGUGCUUCGGCCGAAAUCCCAGGAGCGUUGGAGGAGACCACGUAUCGACGUCCCCACGUUCAAUGAGACGCGUGAAUGAACGCGUUGAUGGCAGCAACGGACUUUGUUAACGUUGGAAAUCAACGCUCGACCUUUUCGAGCUCUAUGCUCCGGAAGAUCCCGCACGUCGGUACACAAGCAUCGACGUUUGUAAUCUAACGGUGGAACAGAGGAAACAUCGAAGUGUGUAUCAUGUCAUGAAGAAGGAUUUCAGUUAGAAACGAGAGAAACGCAAUGCCGAAGAGUAUUUCAGAAUAUUAGACACCUGAUACUCAGAUUAUAAUAAUUGUUUACAAUUAUCCGAAACGUGAUCAUCGUAUCAUGACAGCGGAAGCUGUCAACGUAAAGUUCACCCGCGUUACGUCGUCUCUCGCAAAGAGAGUAUUUUACAGCGUAGAUUCCAUUCUGCGCACUUCGUUCAAAUGUUUUUAUACGGAUCCAUUAAGCGCUGUCUGAAAGAAAGGACUAUAAAGUAUCGCGAAAAGAGGAUUGCCGUAUGAGAAUAUCAGCUGAGGAUCGGCAAGAAUGCAAAAAGUAUAAAAGUUAAGAGGUGAGAGGAGUUGGGUCAUCAUGUUGAUACCUUAAGAACACUCUUCUGACUCUAAUGGGGGAAUCCGCUCGUGUCGGCUGGGUCAUUCCGCGGCGAUGCGGCGGAUUCCAAGAAUAACGGAACGCGAAACUUAUUAAGGCGGUGGGCUGCGCCUUGAAGAGUCUCUUCGACGUUAGCGGGUUUCGUCCAGGAAUUGCAAUGUGACUGAUCGUCACUGGAAAGUGCCCUCCGGCUCGAUCGCGUCAAUAUAUCACGUCCAUCGUUCUUUAACGGACGUCCGUGAAAAGCUAAUGCAACGACUAUCAGCUGACACUUUAAGGUGCGACGUUACUCAUUCGGAGUUUUAUUAGGAAACUCACAGUGUAAUGGACAUUGGACACACGAUCCAGCAUGGAACUGAGAAAGCGAUCGAACGAUCUUCUUAUUCGCAUCUUUGGAUGACUGUUUGUGUGGUUUGAUAAAUUGGUAAGAAUCGCCGAUCAUAUUUCGAAACUUGUAAGGCACAAGAAUCAGAAAGACCGACGACGCGUUAGGAAUCGGCAUGAGCAACGGCGAAGGCGUGGUGACGGGCCCAGGUUCCGGCAGCGAUCGCUUGUGCGAGGACGUCGACAUGGCUACCCCGACGUCCGCGUCUUCGAACUUGAAGCCGCGAAGCGGCAAGAUCAGCUUCAGCGUCGACAGCCUGCUGAGCGGCACGAAGAAGAGUGCCAUCGGCGGCGGCACCUUCGCGGCUAGGCGAGACAACGACGACAGGAUGGACGCCGAAAAGAAUAUUGAGAUGGAGGCGAGGUAUCGAGAACUUUUAAUAGAGCAGCAGAGACUUCAGAGCAGGGAACUACUCGCCAGAUUGAGUCCUCACGGUCUGACUAGCUUCGGCAAUCAUCACCACCAUCAUCACUCGAACAGACUCGAGCAAGAUCAUCCGCCUGCGCGGCAGGAGAUGCUCACGGUGAAAGAUUUCUCUAGGACGAGUCACGAUAAGUCGUCCUCGCCUAUCAGGAUAGACCAAGAGAUGUCGAAGGACCGACUGACGACCAAUUCGCCGAGCGGGAUCGGUGAGACGAUGCUCCAACGAGAACAGGAGCGUAUUCAGGAGGAGGACGAAAGGAUCGACAGGAUCACCAAUCCUAGAUCCGUGUCGCCCGCAAGCAGACGAGAGAUCCUCGAUGAUCGUAGUGAUUCCGAGGCGAAUCGCUCGCUGGAGGGAGACCGUACGACGGAUCAUCUGGAUCUCGAGGACCAUGAGAUAAGAAGCGUCGGUCACUCCGAGGAUUUAAACGUAAUGGAUUCGGAUUGCGAGUUGGAGAGGGACCUGGAGACUAGCCAGGAGAAGGAGGAGAAGUCCAGCCCGGUAGUGCCUCAGCCAAUUCAUCCCGGAGUGCAAAGGCCCUCACAGGGCCCGCCGUAUCUCGCCGGAGCACCCGGCGCUCCCGGCUGGAACCCCGCGGGAUUUCCGCAUUCUCUGGCGGGGUUCGCGUGGCUACCCCCACCCCCGCAUCCACACAAUCCUCAUGGACAUCUUUACACGCCGCACGGCGGACCCACCAGCCCGAACGGGGACUUAAGAUUGCCGGGACCCGGACCGGGCCCAGUUAGAUGCACCCUCAGGAAGCACAAGCCGAACCGGAAGCCGAGAACGCCGUUCACGACGCAGCAGCUGUUGUCGCUCGAGAAAAAGUUUCGCGAAAAGCAGUACCUAACGAUAGCCGAAAGGGCAGAAUUCUCGUCGUCUCUUCAUCUUACGGAAACGCAGGUGAAGAUCUGGUUUCAAAAUCGAAGAGCCAAGGCGAAGCGGCUUCAGGAGGCGGAAAUAGAGAAACUAAGACUAUCCGCGAGGCCCUUGUUGCACCCCAGUUUCGGAUCGGGGCUAAUGUUCUCUGGGGUAGGCCCGCCUGGUACCCCGGGAGUGCCUCCCUUCAUUGCAGCUGCCAUGGCUAGGCACUCCCAUGCUGCGGCGGCGGCGGCCAUGUUCAUGGGGCCGCCUGGGCACCGACCUUAAUAAUGAUAUAUGCCAAGAUAUAAUAUGCGUGUAAUUCGAAGUCAUUCUUGAUGUCAUCGUCCGAAGACUCAGCCUCCUCGCGAACUAGGAAUCUGAUGACACAGGAUCUAUAAAUUGGCAAGGAUUCGUUGAUACGAAAACCUGCAUAUUUAUCCCAGAAUCCGAGAGAGAAUCCAAACUCGAGCAAGAAACUUAACAAACUGAAGAAGUAUUGUGGAAAACUAUCUGAAAAUUAGAAACUGAAGAAAAUGAGCAUUUAUGUAGUUAGUGAUUGAAAAGCCUAAGAACUCGAAGAUCUAACAGCUAAAGAGGUCAAACGUUUUUAAAUUGGAAGUUCAAGAGAGGUGAAAUUGUCUCGAAAGUUCUAAACUGCUGUUACUUAUUAAUGUCCACCUUCCGCUCGGGUUUAAUUAUCCAAUCUUCUACCAGUACCGAGGAUAUUGGGAUCCACCACUUAGCGUUGGAAGUCGAAAUUGGCUAGGAGUGGCUACGUAGUGGCGACAUUCGCUCGUAAUCCGGACUUGUCUCCAGGAGGAUAUGGAUAAUCUGAAUUUCAACACGUGAAAUCCGAAGCUAUAAGUUUGGGAAACCUGUAGCUCGAAGAAGCAUCGUUGCGUAAUUUUCUCGGGACGAUGGAAUACGUAUACAUCGGCGCCUCCAGGGGCGUGCGAAGCUUUGAUCUCAAGAGAAAGCACGAGUGUACAUAGUGUAAAUAGAUACGCGUUCGUACGACAACUAUGGGUGUACGUAUGUAUAUACACACGUGUACAGGACGCUUCGAUUACCCUUAAGAAGAGGAAUCGCGAGGAACGGGCGUUCGAGAGUUAGUUUUAACGAUUUGGACUGCGCUGGACCUAGCAAACGUUCGUUCACGGGUGUGUUUUUAAUGAGGACCGUUCGAGAGAAAGAGAGAGAGAGAGAGAGUGUGUGUGUGCAGCGACGUGAAAUGUGCAAGGUACGUUUAAACAAUUCCGAGUCUGAGAGCAUUAAGUGAGAAAGGGUCAACGUUGAAGCCAAAUGUAGUAGUCGUUUCCCUGAAGUAAUUCUUCAUAUUUAGAAGAAAAUGAAUCUGUUCGUUUGCAUCAGAAAUUUAUUCUUUUUAACCUCAGUCGCGAAAUUUUUAGCUACAUUUUCAAAAGUUGUGUCAAAGAUAUCGAUGACGUUUCCGACAGCUGCUGCAAAUCAUUGAUUCUUCUUCGGCAAGUACGCACAGUUUGUAGUUCACCUAAUCUCAAUAUCUUUCAGACUUAUACUGACUUUUUUUCUAUACAAGAAAGUGUGUGUAAAUUAUGUAUCAGCUUGUGUCGAUUGUGAGAAGAGGGAGGCGGAAUCGCUCAUAGACAGUAAAAAGCUAAUGUUACGAAUGUGACAUGGUUCUAGACGUACCUAUGCGCCUUGUAUAAAUGUAAGAUGAUAAUUUAUCCAUGGAAGUACAUUAUAUAUAGCGAAAUAAAAGAUUUCAGUAUUUA
Messenger RNA from Solenopsis invicta (red fire ant), 4275 nucleotides. RefSeq lists its product as uncharacterized. NCBI's taxonomy places the organism in Eukaryota, Metazoa, Arthropoda, Insecta, Hymenoptera, Formicidae. Bases 1349 to 2806 code for a protein of 485 amino acids. The transcript has 3 exons. Gene Ontology annotation, biological process: embryonic morphogenesis; regulation of transcription by RNA polymerase II. Gene Ontology annotation, molecular function: RNA polymerase II transcription regulatory region sequence-specific DNA binding; DNA-binding transcription factor activity, RNA polymerase II-specific. Gene Ontology annotation, cellular component: nucleus. The record is from RefSeq and is a predicted model, not a curated record.